This is a messenger RNA of Cyprinodon tularosa, 1053 nucleotides long. RefSeq names its product LSM11, U7 small nuclear RNA associated (gene lsm11). Gene Ontology annotation, molecular function: U7 snRNA binding. The record is from RefSeq and is a predicted model, not a curated record. The transcript has 4 exons. Gene Ontology annotation, biological process: mRNA 3'-end processing by stem-loop binding and cleavage. The coding region runs from base 57 to 932 and encodes 291 amino acids. Lineage: Eukaryota; Metazoa; Chordata; Actinopteri; Cyprinodontiformes; Cyprinodontidae. Gene Ontology annotation, cellular component: U7 snRNP.
CAUUCCCAGAAUUCCUUGCGUCAUGUCGUUCAUCGCUUCUGCGGCUCGUUUGAAACAUGGAGGAAAAGGAAAGAAACUCUGCGAAGCCCGAUAGAAAACAAACAGAACCGGAGACUGAGAGCAAACAAACAGAACCGGAGCCGGUACCGGAGGGUGAUGAAUUAAAUGUCUGCUCUGAGAGGUUCGACCCGCUGCUGGCUCUCUACUCCCCCACGGCGCCGCCGCUUCCCUUCCCCAACAUUAAAUGCUUCAACAACGUGGCGGAGUACGAGAGCUUCCUGAGAGGCGGCCCUGGCCGAGCAAAGCCGGAGAAUGUGGAGAAAAGGCUGCGGAAAGCCACGAAGGGCCGGGCGGACCCGGAGCGCAUGGAGAGGCUGAGAAAGCUGAUGGUGAACAACCCGGUGACCGAGUCCCAGGAGGCGGGAGAGAGCAGCGGGGCAGCGCCGAGAGGAAGGAGGCGGAGACCGCAGAGAAACGUCCUGACCAGGAUGGCCUUGUGUAAGGACAGUCCUCUGGGGGGGCUGAACUACUGCGUGCAGGAGAAGAUCCGAGUCCGAGUUCACAUCCGGACCUUCAAAGGGCUGAGAGGCGUUUGCUCCGGCUUCAUCGUGGCCUUCGAUAAAUUCUGGAACAUGGCGAUGGUUGACGUAGAUGAGACGUACAGAGAGCCGCUGCUUGGAGAAGCCCUGUACCAUGAAAAAGCCCUCACCAUUUCACGGCUCUUCGAGAAGCUGAGUCUGCAGGAAGGUUUGGGAUCCAGCAAAAAGCCCGCCGACACCACGGAUGGCAGCAGGAGAACACCAUCAGAGUGCGGCGAAAGCAAACCGGACAAAAGCGACGUCUCGGCGUACGGGAAGGUGCACACGCGCCACAUCAACCAGCUGUUUAUCCGUGGUGAAAACGUUAUCCUGGUGAACCCGCAGCCUCUCUGAUGCCUUUUCUUCUCAUACUAAACAACAGAUUCCGGUGAAUCGAUGAGCUGUUAUAUCAUAUUGAUAUGAAAAACCAGAGAAAUUAUCCUUUCAGUGAAAAAUAAAGGUCUCUUUAUUGUGA